Messenger RNA from Plectropomus leopardus (leopard coralgrouper), 1719 nucleotides. Lineage: Eukaryota; Metazoa; Chordata; Actinopteri; Perciformes; Serranidae. The record is from RefSeq and is a predicted model, not a curated record.
AUGGAACAAAGAAGAUUCAAGCCACGAAGGGCGCGAGGAUAUUUGGUCGGCUGCGUGGUUGCUGUGUUUUUGUGGAGCGUAGCCUCGGCACAAUCAAGAUAUUCAAUCUCUGAGGAAGUUAACGAAGGAAUUGUGGUUGGAAAUAUAGCAAAAGAUUUGGGAUUGGAUAAAAGUAAACUCAAAGAAAGGAAGUAUCGGAUUGUGUCGAGUAAUGUGGAUCCUCUUUUCCACGUAAAUCAGAAUGAUGGUGUCCUGUAUGUGAGCCGAAAAAUUGACAGAGAAGAGGUGUGCGCGCAGAGCAGUACAUGUUUAAUAAAUCUAAAAACCGUUCUAGAAAACCCACUGGAGGUGCACUAUGUUGAAGUGGAGGUGCUGGAUAUAAAUGACCAUUCUCCCACUUUCCCUGAGAAAGAUAAAACCUUGGAGAUUUCAGAGUCUGUGUUGCCGGGAGCACGAUUUCAGCUAAAACCUUCACGGGAUCGAGACAGUGGCCAUUACUCCGUGCAGCAGUAUAAACUCAGUCACAACGAUCACUUCCGUUUGGAGGUUAAGGACAAAGGAGACGAUGGUAAAAUACCAAUAUUGGUUGUUCAAAAAUCUUUAGACAGGGAAACAGCAGGGAGUCACUCAUUAGUACUGACAGCAUUGGAUGGAGGAAAACCUCCGAAAUCUGGUACCAUGAAUAUUCUCGUAAAUGUUUUGGAUAUUAAUGAUAACGCACCUGUUUUCACUAAAGAUGUUUAUUCUGUGAUGCUGGAUGAAAAUGCUCCAGUAGGUACAACAGUCGUACAGGUAAAUGCAACUGACUUAGAUGAAGGGCCGAACGGAGAUGUGAUUUACUCAUUCAGCAAUAGUAUGAAUCAAAAUAUAUUAAACAUAUUUGAUAUAAAUUCAUUGACGGGCGAGAUAACUGUUACAGGUGUCAUAGACUAUGAGGAAAAGGAGAGAUAUGAAAUUGAGAUUGAGGCAUCAGACAGAGGUCUCGCUCCUCUUACAACCGAAAAAAGCGUCAUUAUCAAGAUAGUUGACGUUAAUGAUAAUGCACCUGAGAUUGAAGUUACUUCAUUUUCGAGCUCAAUUCCUGAAGAUUCCAGACCUGGAACUACUGUUGCUCUUAUUAGUGUAAAUGACUUGGACUCCGGUCUCAAUGGAAAAGUUAUUUGCGCUGUAAAUGAGGAUGCUCCAUUUACUUUAUCCCCAACCUUAAAGGACAAAAUGUAUUCAUUAGUGACCAGAUCGCCUCUUGACAGAGAGAAACAGCCACAAUAUGAACUAACAAUUACCGCAAAAGACGCUGGUCAACCUCCAUUAUUAUCUGAAAAGACAAUUAGCGUUGUUGUAUCGGAUGUCAAUGACAACAGUCCGGAGUUUUCACUGAGUCCCUACACAUUCUAUGUUACUGAAGCUAAUGAUCCGGGAGUCUCUUUGUUUUCUGUUAAAGCUUUUGAUCGUGACGAAAACAACAAUGCGAUUAUUUCCUAUCAUAUUAUGCGAGAUGGAAGCGAUGAUAAUAAAGUGUCUACGUUUCUCAACAUAAACUCUGAAACCGGGGAUAUUUUGGCACUAAAAAGUUUCGACUUUGAAACUCUGAAAACUUUCAAGUUCCAAGUUGUCGCCACAGAUUCUGGAACUCCGUCACUAAGCAACAACGUCACAGUGAACGUGUUCAUUCUGGAUCAGAACGACAACGCUCCAGUCAUCCUGUAUCCAGUCAGCUCC